AAGGCAACUUCCGGUUGUCUGAGGAAGCUGAGGAGGGCGCUAGAGGGCAAUCGUUUCCCUUUUCGUUUACGGCGUUUUUAUUUGCCCGCGAGACCCGCGUCGAAAAAGUAUUUGUACAGCACGCUCACUCGCACCAAGUAACACGAUGAGUUUCGACGUGAAGAAAUUGAAAGUGAACGAGCUGAAAGACGAGCUCCAGCGUCGCGGCCUCGAGGCCAAUGGCCGAAAGGCGGAUCUCGUAGAGCGGCUCAAGGCUGCGCUGGAAGAGGAAGCCCUCGCGGAGUCACCGGACGGAGGGGACGAGGAGCAGGGUGACGAUGGCGGGGAGGGCUACGAAGUCGAUGAUGACAUGGAUGAUCAGCAAGGUGAGGAUUUUGCUGAAGGUGACGGCGAUGCGCUGCUUGAGGAAGACGAGGGCAGAGAUUCGGGCGGCUACUACGAAGAAGACGAGGUCAAACCGGAGAUGGAGUCUGAGCCGUACGAGAGUCGGCCGGCAUCCGACUCCGGCCACAGCGCGCCAGACCUCAGCACCCAGAACGUCAGCGCCCAGGACCUCAGCGCUCAGGACCUCAGCGCUCAGGACCUCAGCGCUCAGGAUCUCAGCGCGCCAGACCUCAGCGCUCAGGACCUCGGUGCGGAGGACCUCAGCGCGCAGGACCUCCGCACACCGGAACUCCGCGUGCAGGACCUCAGCGCGCAGGAUCUCAGCGCAGAUGCCGACUUAAGCGCAGACGCUGACUUCAGCAGAGACGCAGACCUCAGCAGAGACGCGGACCUCAGCAGAGACGCUGAUCUUCCCCAAGCCGCUGCCAUCAAUGAGGCAGAAGUCAAAAUUGAACCUCACGAGGAAAAAGACAUCGAGCUCAAACAAGAAACUAAAGAAGACAUCAAGGUUGAGGACACACCAGAGGCGGCAGGUGAUGAUGGGUCAGAGAGCCGUGGGUCUGAGCCCAAACGCGAACAAGAUGGUGACGGUCCGGCAGAGCAAGUGAAGAUGGAGUCAGAGAGAAGCGGACAGUACGGCCGAAAGCGACCGCACGAGGACAACAGGGGCUACAAUUACUACGAGCAUCGCGAGGAAAAGAGGUCUCGGACGCCACAGCCACCGGCGGAAGACGAGGAAGAGAACAUUGAUGACACUCUCGUUACUAUCGACACAUACAACUGCGAUCUGCACUUCAAAGUGUCCCGGGAUCGCUACAGCGGCUACCCGCUGACCAUUGAGGGCUUUGCUUACCUGUGGGCGGGAGCACGUGCCACCCACGGGGUCACUUGUGGCCGCGUGUGCUACGAGAUGAAGAUCAAUGAGGAAAUUCCCGUCAAGCACCUUCCCAGUUCGGAGCCGGACCCGCACGUCGUCCGGAUCGGAUGGUCCCUCAACCACUGCAGCACUCAGCUUGGAGAGGAGCCCUUUUCCUUUGGCUUCGGCGGAACGGGAAAGAAAGCAACCGAGUGUAAAUUUUCCGACUACGGGGAAAGAUUUGGCGAAAAUGAUGUCAUCGGCUGCUACAUCGACUUUGACCAAGGCGAAGAAGUGGAGAUGGGAUUCUCCAAGAACGGCGUGGAGCUCGGCGUCGCCUUCAAAACCACCAAGGAGGCUUUGGCGGGCCGUGCGCUCUUCCCCCACGUGUUGGUGAAGAACUGCGCCGUGGAGUUCAACUUUGGACAGAAGCAGCCUUACUUCCCGCCGCCCAGCGGCUACACCUACAUCCACAGCGUGGCCCUGGAGGACAAAGUCCGAGGCACCAAGGGACCUGCCAGCAAAGGCGAAUGCGAGAUUCUGAUGAUGGUGGGCCUGCCCGCCUGCGGAAAGACCACCUGGGCAAUCAAGCAUGCAGAGACCAACCCUGAGAAGAAGUACAACAUCCUGGGCACCAACGCCAUCAUGGACAAGAUGAAGAUGAUGGGCCUGCGACGCCAGAGGAACUACGCCGGGCGCUGGGACAUUCUGAUCCAACAGGCCACGCAGUGUCUCAACCGCUUGAUCGAGAUCGCCGCUCGCAAGAGACGCAACUACAUCCUGGACCAGACAAAUGUAUAUGGAUCAGCAAGGAGACGAAAAAUGCGUCCUUUUGAGGGUUUUCAACGCAAGGCUAUUGUAAUUUGUCCCACGGACGAGGAUUUUAAAGAGCGAACUUUAAAGCAAACCAAUGAGCAGGGGAAGGAUGUGCCCGAUCAUGCUGUGUUAGAAAUGAAAGCCAACUUCACCUUGCCCGAAACCUGCGACUUCCUGGAAGGGGUCACCUAUGUUGAGCUGCAGCAGGAAGAUGCCGAGAAGCUGCUAAAGCAGUACAACGACGAGGGGCGCAAGGCAGGGCCCCCGCCUGACAAACGCUACGACAACCGGCAGGGCGGCUAUCGUGGCCGUGGCAGCUUCCCGCGCUACGACAACCGCGACUCACCCCGCGGGGGCUACCAGAGCCGCGGUGGAGACUCGGGUGGAUACAGAGGUUACAAUCGGGGAGGCUACGGUCAGAGCCGCUGGGGCAACAACGGUAACAGCUACCGUGACGGCGGCUCCGACUCCCGCUCUGGAUAUCGCGGACAGUCGUCAGGAAGUAGUUACAACCGGCCAGUUCCUUACAACAAAGGCGGCUACAACCAGGGCUACGGCCACGGCUACAACCAGGGCGGCUACAACCAGGGUGGCUAUAACCAGAACUACUACGGCAACUACAGUCAGUACCCGGGCUACAGCCAGAGCUACAGCCAGCCGGCCGUCGGCGCCCAGUCGUACGCCCACCACCAGCCCCCCGCUCAGCAGCAUCAGGCCCCACCGCAGCAACAUCAGGCACCCCCUCAGCAGCAGCAGCAACAGCAGCAACAGCAACAGAGCUACAACCAGCAGUAUCAGCAGUACGCUCAGCAGUGGCAGCAGUACUACCAGAACCAGAGCCAAUGGAACCAGUAUUACAGCCAAUACGGCGGCUACCCUGGACAGGGUAGCCAAGGCUCGUCUUCCGGAUCCCAGUAGCUCCCUACUACCCCUGAGCCACUUUGGUGUGCUGACCCCCCUCCCCACCCCUAUUCUUCACCACCUUGUUUUUUCCCCCCACUCCCUUUAAAUCAAUCUUGUAUGAAGCCGUGGCGUGGUGAUAGAUGCUAGCUAGCCCCGUGCUAACCCUUGCAAUGCUUUGUGCGGAUGAGAGAAGUGCUGGUUUGUAGACGCACCAGUAAACAGUUUAGGUGGGGGGAGGGUUGAGGACAAAAGCAUGCUUUUUACUUUUCGUUGACUUUUUUUUUUUUUUUUCCAGUCACACAUCACCAAACCACCCUUUUAGAAGCCGUCGUAUUAAGGCGUUGACACUUUUUCAGUAGAAGCAUUUUGCUUUUUGUUGUUUUAAAUCUUCUCGUGGUCAUUGUAGUUCAUAUUCCAUUAUGUUUCCCGCAAAUUUUCUUUUCUACCAGUGUGAAAAAUAUGAUCAGUUUCUUGUCUUUCUACAAUAAAUGCAGUUGUAUACACCUGAA
Messenger RNA from Syngnathus typhle (broad-nosed pipefish), 3468 nucleotides. It is a transcript of the gene hnrnpul1, whose product is annotated as heterogeneous nuclear ribonucleoprotein U-like 1. Gene Ontology annotation, molecular function: protein binding. Bases 146 to 2974 code for a protein of 942 amino acids. The transcript has 16 exons. The record is from RefSeq and is a predicted model, not a curated record. Lineage: Eukaryota; Metazoa; Chordata; Actinopteri; Syngnathiformes; Syngnathidae.